Molecule: messenger RNA, 1013 nt
Organism: Setaria italica (foxtail millet)
Lineage: Eukaryota; Viridiplantae; Streptophyta; Magnoliopsida; Poales; Poaceae
Exons: 1
Coding region: 333-737 (134 amino acids)
Source: RefSeq, a predicted model, not a curated record
UUAGUUUUAUUCAUUUUCUAUAGACAUCAACAGUUGACGCAGCACUCGAGUUGACCUAACAUAACUCCUUUUCCCACUCACACUCUUCCUUACAUAAGAAGAUCCUAAAACUCUAGGAACCACUCCUUAUGACUAUGACCUCCUUUAUUUUCUCAUCUCAAGCCGCACUGAGCCACAGCACUCCUUGAGGUUUGCAUGCAACCACUACAAAACCUCUAAACAUUUUUACUACAGUAAAUCUAGAUCUCAACGUCCCAUAUAACCGCCAAUAGACCAUCCUCCCCACCUCUCCCACGCCCUCCCCUGUCUCGCUCGCAACGCUGCAGCAAGCCAUGGGCGUGAGCACUACUGACUUGUCCGCGCCAACCCGCUCCGUGAACCUGUCGGGGUGCAUGGCCACGGCCUCUUCCUCGACCUCCUCCUCCAGCACCACUACGUGGCCGCGGGCAGACAAGCACCGGGGCGCCGCCGCCGUCGUCCGGCGCGCGCAGCUCGUCCUGUCGCGUGACGCUGGCUGGUGCGGGCUGCGCGCGUGGCGGCGGCUGAUCAGGCGGUUGGCGCAGGAGACCAAGUGCAUCUGCAGCUCUCCGACGGCGGCCACGGGCAGGCCCAUCACGUUCGGCUACGACGCCGCCAGCUAUGCCAAGAACUUCGACGACGGCCGCAGCCCCGCGCCGCGCUGCGCCGCCCCCGUCAUCGUCGUCGCCAGUGCCGUCGAUGAUUCGAGAGGCAGCUGAGCCGGAUAUUCGUUCUAUUCUCCCCUCGUCGAUCCCCUUCCGGUCUUUAUUUUCCCUUUUCUUUUCGUUGUUUUUUUAUUUCCUUCUCUUUCUAGCACCUCCUUGGUGAUGGUGAUAUUGGUGUUGUAAUGACCUGCCUCAUCAAUACCUCACGCGUAUCUAGUAAUUUUGUACAUAGCUUUCGAUAUAACACGAUUGGAGUUCGGCCAAAUGCAGGCAAUGCAUGAUCCUCUGAAUCUCAUCUCUUGGUAAGCAAUUUUAAUCAGAAUUCAGAUA